Raphanus sativus (radish) is the source of this 655-nucleotide messenger RNA. RefSeq lists its product as uncharacterized. Bases 27 to 449 code for a protein of 140 amino acids. The transcript has 2 exons. Lineage: Eukaryota; Viridiplantae; Streptophyta; Magnoliopsida; Brassicales; Brassicaceae. The record is from RefSeq and is a predicted model, not a curated record.
UGCCAAUCGUUUGUUUUCCAAAUCCCAUGGCGAGACUCUUGGUCUCUAUCCCUAUGCAACCCACACAAACGGCCUUGACGGCGUUUGCUCAGCCGUCAUUUCCGCCGCCGGCGAAAAAUUUAGUGUCUCGGGGUGGAGUAGGAGGGGCGGGGAGAUUUUGUAUUAACCGGAGAAACAGAGAGUGUUCCUACGUGGCGAGAGCAGGGCCGAGCACGAGUAGCUACUUGCUCGCGUUCGCAAUUCCAGCUACUCUUAUCGCCGCCACCGUCUUCACUUCAGCCAAAAUCGCUGAUAAGCUUGACGAUGAUUUCCUUGAGGAUAUUGCGUUGAACCAAGCGAUAAAAGCAGCAGAAGAGGGAGAGAAUGCUGAAGUUGAAAUGUCGCUGGACGAUGUGAUUAAAGAACCUGUGCUUCAACGAACCCGUAAACGUCCUAAGCGUGAAGUUUAGCCAAAACACACACACACAUAUAUAUAAGCUUCUUAAUGAGUCUCCAAUGUUGUAAUAUGUUGUGUUUGUAUAAGGUUGUAUGCUUGUAGUAGCAGUCUUCCUUGUUUACAUAUAUAUAGUUGUAGCUACUGAAAAUUUCCAGAAUAUUAUUUGUAUAAUAAUCAUAUGAUGAUGAAUCAAAGACCUCAUUUGAAGGUUCUUUGCCA